Molecule: messenger RNA, 1931 nt
Organism: Blepharisma stoltei
Lineage: Eukaryota; Ciliophora; Heterotrichea; Heterotrichida; Blepharismidae
Source: the annotation of a GenBank genome assembly
AUGUCGAUUUUGACUUUGCAAGUAGGACAAUGCGGAAACCAAACAGGAUCAGCCUUCUUUAAUGAGCUAUAUGAAGAAGCGUUGAGAUCUCCACCAGCUCUUUCAAGCGCGAUUUUAAAUACUUACUUCAAUUUUAAUGGGCAAAAGCACUCUGCAAAAGCUGUGCUAGUUGACAUGGAGCCAAAAGUCGUGAAUGCAUGCCUUAGCCAAAACAAGGAAUGAACUUAUGAUCCUUCAGCUGUAUUUUGCAAGCAAGAAGGCUCAGGAAAUAACUGAGCAUUCGGUUAUAAUGUUCAUGGAGCAAAGUGCAAAGAUAAAAUUUUGAAUAAAAUAAGAAAGCAGCUUGAAAUGUGUGAUGUUCUUCAAGGUAUGCUUCUCUAUAUGAGUCUUGCUGGAGGAACAGGCUCUGGAGUUGGCACAUGCAUCGCAGAAAUGGUUCAAGAAGAAUUUGAUGCAAAUUUACUAAGUAUUGCAGUUUGGCCUUAUUCAUUUGGAGAAGUGAUUUUGCAAAACUACAAUACAGCUCUCACUCUGUCUCAUUUAGUCGAAGCUGCAGAUGGAAUUUUAUUAUUAGAAAAUAAUUGGCUUUAUCAGACAGCAAUAAGCUGUCUAAAUGUUCCAAAACCUGAUUUCACUCACAUUAACAAGCUUUCAGCAUCAGUCCUUACAUCUGCGUUCACCCCAAUCAUAAGGCCUAGGCAAGUCGCUUCAUAUUCCCAGUUUGGCGAAAAUCCAUUACGAGCUGUGUAUCGGAACCUUUGCAGCAAUACAGGCUUUCCCUUCUUAGACAUAAUCACUACCCCUCUUCAAUCAGACCAAAGCAUUGAAUUUUCCAAUGAUACUUGGUCAACUCUAGCUAAACGCUGCUCUCAAAUGCUUCUAACCAAUACAUCUGAGCCAAGUAUCAACUGAAACAUGAACAUUACAUCCCCCAAAAGAAACAAAGUGCUUUCCUCAAUCUCCAUAUUAAUUCCCCAUUUAAUAUCAAACAGUUUUUUUUUCGUUAUUUUUUGGGGUGUACAUUUAUAUGGAAUUAUUUUAAAGUUUAUUUUCCAAAUAUUUUUAAAAAUAUUUUGGGACUUUAAAAGAAUUUAAAAUGAAACAAAUGAGAAAAAAACAGAAUAGCAUUUUAUUAAAAAGUGGCUAUUGUAGUUAAAUAAUACUUAUUUUUUUUAGAAAUUAAAAUAUUUGUUCUUUAUUAAAAUGUGCCUAAUUCCCCUCUCCGUGAACAAAAAAUUUUGUUCGCUUCACGGAGGGGGGUUAAUUUGUUUUUUAAAAAAAUUUAUAUAUAAAUUUUUUAUAGGAAUUUUUUUUUUUCGAAAUUUAAAAAAAUCCUAAUUCGCAAAAAUUGGAAAUCAAAUAUUAAUUUAAUUUAUAAAAUUUAUGUUUUAAAACGCAAAUUUUUUAAAAUUAAACAGAAUUAGCUCGAGAUUUCAUUAUACUAAUUUGUCACUUAUAUAUCAAAUUUUUUUUCAUAAAACAAUUUUUGUUCACUCACAGAGGGUGGGUUUUUGGGCAAAAUAUAGGGAUUUUUCUAAUGGUUUGUUCACUCACGGAGGGGGGAGUAAGGAAAAAUUUUAAGAAAAAAAUGAUGCUUUGCUCGUUAUUAAAUGGGGAUAUUAAGAGGCCGAGAAAGCAGCACAGCUGAUCUUUCCUCUAUUCCUGCAAUGUCAGAAAGCUGGACCAACUUCCCUUAUGCAGAUUAUCGAACUGAUAUUCGAUGUGGAAGCUAUGAAAAGCGAAUGACGGUGAUUAACAACAGUCAAGCUAUUUUGGAAGAGCUUGAUGCUCUAAUUGACAAGACUUUCCGAAUGUCUCAAUCAGGCGCUUAUUUGCACCACUACAAUAAAUUUGGUAUCGAAACUUCUCAUUUCUUUGAGUACACAUUUCCGUGUUUGGAGCAAGUCAUAGCGAAUUAUGCAAGUCUUUAA